GAGGAUGCCCGUGGCAGCGUGGUGCUGGGGCAGGUCGACGUCCAGCUGGCACCCUACAUCAUUGACCUCCAGUCCAUGCACCAGUUCCGGCAGGACACGGGGACCAUGCGCCCCGUACGGAGGAACUUCUAUGACCCAUCCUCGGCUCCAGGGAAGGGAAUCGUGUGGGAAUGGGAGAAUGACAAUAACUCCUGGACUCCCUAUGACAUGGACAUCUGCAUCACUAUCCAGAAUGCCUACGAGAAGCAGCACCCCUGGCUGGACCUCUCCUCCCUGGGCUUCUGCUACCUCAUCUACUUCAGCAGCAUGUCCCAAAUGAACCGGCAAACCCAACGAAAGCGCCGGCUCCGGCGCCGCAUGGACCUGGC
Messenger RNA from Acanthisitta chloris (rifleman), 368 nucleotides. RefSeq names its product E3 ubiquitin-protein ligase DTX1-like. Gene Ontology annotation, biological process: Notch signaling pathway; protein ubiquitination. Gene Ontology annotation, cellular component: nucleoplasm. The annotation marks the transcript as partial. NCBI's taxonomy places the organism in Eukaryota, Metazoa, Chordata, Aves, Passeriformes, Acanthisittidae. The record is from RefSeq and is a predicted model, not a curated record. The transcript is spliced from 2 exons. Gene Ontology annotation, molecular function: ubiquitin protein ligase activity; zinc ion binding.